Molecule: messenger RNA, 1746 nt
Organism: Lepisosteus oculatus (spotted gar)
Lineage: Eukaryota; Metazoa; Chordata; Actinopteri; Semionotiformes; Lepisosteidae
Gene: foxd2
Product: forkhead box D2
Biological process (GO): regulation of transcription by RNA polymerase II; cell differentiation; anatomical structure morphogenesis
Molecular function (GO): DNA-binding transcription factor activity, RNA polymerase II-specific; RNA polymerase II cis-regulatory region sequence-specific DNA binding
Source: RefSeq, a predicted model, not a curated record
UGGCUUGUGCUCCGGCUGGCUGAGGCCGCGCGCCUGGCAGCUGUGACGCGCUGGGCACGUGACUGCGGGAGCUGGAUAAAUGUCUUUUGAGAGCUUGGAGGGGAAAGAGUUAGAGGCUCGCACGGGACUUGGACGCGUUCUGGACCGUGCGCAAAGGGGUCUCACGAAAUAAAACAGGAAGAAAACAAGCAAGCAGAAGAGUUCAACUAACCGAUAACAACGUCGACGGAUUCCUCUCUUUUUGUUUUCGUUUUGUUUCCAACGGCUGGCCAGAAUCUUGCCGGGGAAUGCAGCUGUGUGCGCCCACUGCACAGUUUCUCACGGCCCCGUCGCGCAGCGCGCAUUGCAACUGAACUCAUUUUGCGCAUUUGAUGUUUUGCAAAAGAGGCUGCGCGUGAAGGCGGACCGGGGAUUCGCUGGUGCCGCAGCUUCGGUGGAGGAGGUGUUGGUGUCAGCGUUGGCAGGGGAGGGGGGGGGUCGACAUAGGGAACUGGGGGGACGCUCGGAAGAGGAGACAUUCCAACGAUGACUUUAGGGACGGAGAUGUCCGACAAUUCCGUUCUGUCUGAGGAUGUGGAUAUAGACGUCGUUGGGGACAUGAGCGUCGUCAAAGACGGAAAGUACCAUGAUGAUUUCCACUCGGACAACGACUCGGACGACAACUCGUCCCGGAACGCGGGGGAGGGCGCCCCUUCGCCGGCCCUGAGCGGCUCCGAAUGCACUUCGGCGAGAGGGGGUGGAGGAGGGGGUGAGAAAGCAGGCAAGAACACCCUGGUGAAGCCCCCGUACUCCUACAUCGCCCUCAUCACUAUGGCAAUCUUGCAGAGCCCCAAAAAGAGGCUGACGCUCAGCGAGAUCUGCGAGUUCAUCAGCAACAGGUUUCCCUACUACCGGGAGAAAUUCCCCGCCUGGCAGAACUCCAUCCGGCACAAUCUCUCCCUCAACGACUGCUUCGUCAAGAUCCCCAGGGAGCCGGGCAACCCAGGGAAGGGCAACUACUGGACCCUGGACCCGGAGUCCGCUGACAUGUUCGACAACGGCAGCUUUCUGAGGAGGCGAAAGCGCUUCAAGAGGCACCAGUCUACCGAAAUCCUGCGGGACCCCAAUAGCUUCCUGCCCGGAUUCGGGUACGGACCAUACGGGUACAAUUACAGCAUCCAGCUGCAGAAUUAUCACCACCACCACGGCGGCGCAUUCCCCUUCCAGCCCCCGCAGUGCGCCCUGCCGUCUCCGGCCUCCAUUUUCCAGGCACCGCACAUCCCGUCCCUGCUGGGCAGCGAGUUGACGAGGAAACCCUUCUACCCCCAGCUCAGCCCGACGGUACCCAGCCUGCAGCCCUUGAAAGCGGACAGCAGCGGUCAGGCGAGGCCGUCCUUUUCCAUAGACAACAUUAUCGGGGUCAGCAGCGCGGCGAGUACUCCGGCCUCUCCGUACCCAUCUCAGACGGGCAGCCAGGCGCAGAUCCUGGCAGUACUGACCCCGGCACUUACGUCCGCCUCAAGCCACUUAAACCUGCCUCACGAAAACCUUCUCCAGUCUGCCGGCGGACAGGCUUUCUCCAGUAAAAUCACAAACCUUAACAGCUGUCAUUUUUAAAAGCAAAUAUAUAUAUAUAUAUCACACAAUCAAAAACUUGUCUUUCGUCCUGUAUCCUAUGUGAAGGUAGGAUUUAAACACUUUUUGCGGCUCUGCAGAUCACUUAACUAUUUUUCUUUUCCCCUUUUUUAAAAAAAAAGUUAAAAAAAA